GGCAAGGGAGGUUGAGAGCGCCGCUCCGGCGGGCGAGGAACGGGGUGCCGGGAGCGGAGAGGCCGGGGGCCGCCUGGGGUCCCGAAGCGUCAGGGUGGGUAGCCCAAGCGCGGUCGGGGGCGGCCCCGCGCGGCCCCGCCCCUCCAGGCCGGUGCCCGCCCCCCUGCGCGCCCCGCCCCCUCCUUCCCCGCAGCCCCCACCCCCAGUCCCGGCUCCUCAACACAAACUUUCCGUCCCGCUCGCUCCCUCCUCCGCGCCCGGCGCCUCCCGCUCCAGCCCGGCUCAUUCCGCACAUUCCGGUCAGCCCCCUCCCCACGACCCCCCUUCCCCGGCCCCCCUCUUCGCUCCCUCGGGCCCGGCGGAGCCGCCCGGCCGGAGCGCCCCCGCGAGAUCGGACCAGGCUCAGGCUGCCCAGUGGGCUCAGGCCCAGAGCCCAGAGCCCAGAGCAACCAGCACAAUAGCGUCCAACAGCUGGAAUGCCAGCAGCAGCCCCGGGGAGGCCCGGGAGGAUGGGCCCGAGGGCCUGGACAAGGGGCUGGACAACGAUGCGGAGGGUGUGUGGAGCCCGGACAUCGAGCAGAGCUUCCAGGAGGCCCUGGCCAUCUACCCACCCUGCGGCCGUCGCAAGAUCAUCCUGUCGGAUGAGGGCAAGAUGUACGGCCGAAAUGAGUUGAUCGCACGGUAUAUUAAAUUGAGGACGGGAAAGACUCGGACAAGAAAACAGGUGUCCAGCCACAUACAGGUUCUAGCUCGGAAGAAGGUGCGGGAGUACCAGGUUGGCAUCAAGGUCUCUAGCCACUUGCAGGUUCUAGCCAGGCGGAAAUCUCGGGAGAUUCAGUCCAAGCUGAAGGCCAUGAACCUGGACCAGGUCUCCAAGGACAAAGCCCUCCAGAGCAUGGCGUCCAUGUCCUCUGCCCAGAUUGUCUCAGCCAGCGUCCUACAGAACAAGUUCAGCCCACCCUCCCCUCUGCCCCAGGCCGUCUUCUCCACUUCCUCUCGGUUCUGGAGCAGCCCCCCUCUCCUGGGACAGCAGCCUGGACCCUCUCAGGACAUCAAGCCCUUUGCACAGCCAGCCUACCCUGUCCAGCCACCCCUGCCACCGACGCUCAGCAGUUAUGAGCCCCUGGCCCCGCUCCCCUCAGCUGCUGCCUCUGUGCCCGUGUGGCAGGACCGCACCAUCGCCUCCUCCCGGCUGCGGCUCCUCGAAUAUUCCGCCUUCAUGGAGGUGCAGCGCGACCCUGACACGUACAGCAAACACCUGUUUGUGCACAUCGGCCAGACGAACCCCGCCUUCUCAGACCCGCCCCUGGAGGCGGUGGAUGUGCGUCAGAUCUACGACAAGUUUCCCGAGAAGAAGGGUGGCCUGAAGGAGCUCUAUGAGAAGGGGCCCCCUAACGCCUUCUUCCUCGUCAAGUUCUGGGCCGACCUCAACAGCACCAUCCAGGAGGGCCCGGGCGCUUUCUAUGGGGUCAGCUCCCAGUACAGCUCGGCCGACAGCAUGACUAUCAGCGUCUCCACCAAGGUGUGCUCCUUUGGCAAGCAGGUGGUGGAGAAGGUGGAGACCGAGUACGCCAGGCUGGAGAAUGGGCGCUUCGUGUACCGCAUCCACCGCUCGCCCAUGUGCGAGUACAUGAUCAACUUCAUCCACAAGCUCAAGCACCUGCCCGAAAAGUAUAUGAUGAACAGCGUCCUGGAGAACUUCACCAUCCUGCAGGUGGUCACGAGCCGGGACUCCCAGGAGACCUUGCUCGUCAUUGCUUUCGUCUUUGAAGUCUCCACCAGCGAGCACGGGGCCCAGCACCACGUCUACAAACUUGUCAAAGACUAGGGUGCCCUCCGCCCCCACCACCACAAUCCAGGACGAGCAUCUUCUCCACACACCUGCCUGGCACCCCUAGGGGUCCAGGACUGAGGACUCAUCCACCCGCCAGGCCUCAGGCCCAGGACCCAGGAGGCCUCCCCAUCUACCCUGCACACACACUCCCUGCCACUGUUCUGCGCUUUAACUGAGGGAGAAGAGAGGAGGGCUCAGCGGCGGUGACGCGGACCACCGUACCCAGCUCUGCCCAGCCUCGAAAGACUGGGAGGACACCUUCGAGCUCAGGCACGCGUGGCCGCUGGCCCCUCGGGACUGUGACGGGCGGGUGAGGGCAGAAUGGAGACCAAGGGAACCGGAGUGCGGAGGCCCCAGAAGGGGAGUGUCGAGUUGGGGUCAAGUUGAGAAGAAGAGAGAGGAGCCCACACUUUCUGUGCGCCUGCUGUGUGCCAGGCCUCGUGCAGGCCCCCAAGUGCCUUGUGCCAUCCUCAGACCCUGCAGGGCAAGCGUGGGACUCGGUAUCUCAGUGGAGGGACCUGUGGGAGGGGUGGGCGGAGUUGGAGUCCUCGCCCGGCGCUGCCUGUCUCCUAGAGCCCAGGUUUAUGCUACCUCCCUGGAGUGGGGGCAGGUCUGCACUGAGAGGCCAGCUGGCUGGAUUGGGGGCCCGAACAGACCACUUCCUUCCAGAGCACGGGGGGCUCCUGUGCGGCCCUCAUAGCUGCCUGACCCGGGUCCGGUCCCGAGCCAUCCAGCAGCCUCCCGAUGGGCGAAGGCUUCCAGGGGCAGGCCCGGGCCCGAAGCAGGCUGGAGGGUCAGGUGGAAGGACGGAGUCCCAGCCCCUGGGCAGGCCACUGGCCCAGGGACAAGGGGUAGCGGAAGAGUUUGGCAUUUUCUCUUGCCUAAGACUUGGCGUCUGGUGGUGAACCCUCGGGGGGCACCUGUCCCUUCUGUCUUCCCCACGUCAGUCUCUCUGGCCUGGAGCAGCUCCCCACACCCAGUCCUGGGACUGAAGGUUAACCCUUCCCGGGCAGCCCCUUGUCAACACCCAGGCUCCUCCGCCCCCAGCCCCGUCCUCCCGCUGCCUGUGGGUAUUUAUGAGUUUCGUAUGAAGUACUGUGCCCCUUCCUCCCCGCGCCCGGCCGCCCCUGAGCUUCCUGAAGGUCCUCACAGUUUGCAUAUCGCUCAGGCCACCUCCAAACCCAACCUAGGUUUUAUAAUGUAUAUUAUAUAUUUGUUGUGUAUUUUUUAAAUCCAGCUGUGAUGGGUUAUAUCAUAAAUGUGGCGCAAGGCUGGCGCAGGGGCCCUCAAGGCCCAGCUCCUGCUUAAAAAAAAAAAAUUAAAGUUAUUUGUUUGUGGGUUAGUCGUGUGACCAGUU
Molecule: messenger RNA, 3191 nt
Organism: Balaenoptera musculus (blue whale)
Lineage: Eukaryota; Metazoa; Chordata; Mammalia; Artiodactyla; Balaenopteridae
Gene: TEAD3
Product: TEA domain transcription factor 3
Exons: 14
Coding region: 653-1828 (391 amino acids)
Biological process (GO): hippo signaling; embryonic organ development; positive regulation of transcription by RNA polymerase II
Cellular component (GO): transcription regulator complex
Molecular function (GO): DNA-binding transcription factor activity, RNA polymerase II-specific; RNA polymerase II cis-regulatory region sequence-specific DNA binding
Source: RefSeq, a predicted model, not a curated record